AUGAUACAGUCUUCUAUUUUCUCACCAGUGCGGUCCUUUGGUACAGAAGACAGACCAACAGAUCGUCCAAUACCACCUCGAGAUGAAGUCUUUGAAUACAUUAUAUUCCGUGGAAGCGAUAUUAAAGAUCUCACUGUUUGUGAGCCACCAAAACCACAAUGUUCUUUGCCUCAGGAUCCAGCCAUUGUUCAGUCCUCUCUAGGCGCAUCUACGUCUCCAUUCCAGUCGGUGAGCUCCUACGGGCCUUUUGGCAGGAUGCCAUCGUACAGUCAGUUCAGUCCAAGCUCAUUAGUUGGGCAGCAGUUUGGUGCUGUUGGCGUUGCUGGAAGCUCCUUGACAUCAUUUGGAGCAGAAACCUCGAGCAGUGGCCCCCUGUCCCAAAGUAGUGCAGUUGGUUCUGCCUUUACACAAGAUACAAGGCCUCUGAAAACACAACCAUCCCAAGGUCGUUCAAGCCCUCAGUUAGAUCCUUUGAGAAAAAGUCCAACCAUGGAACAAGCAGUACAGACCGCCUCGGCCCACUUACCUGCUCCGGCACCUGUUGGGAGAAGGAGCCCUGUAUCAUCCAGGCCUUUGCCAUCUACCAGCCAAAAAGCAAUAGAGAACCAAGAGCACAGGCGAGCUGAAGUACACAAAGUUUCCAGACCAGAAAAUGAGCAACUCAGAAAUGAUAGCAAGAGACAAAUAGAAACUAAAUCCUUCUUUGAUAAUAUUUCUUGUGAUGAUAAUAGAGAACGAAGACCAACCUGGGCUGAAGAAAGAAGAUUAAAUGCUGAAACAUUUGGCAUCCCACUUCGUCCAAACCGCGGUCGCGGGGGUUACAGAGGCAGAGGAGGGCUUGGUUUCCGUGGCGGCCGGGGACGUGGCGGCGGCCGGGGCGGCACCUUCACGGCCCCUCGAGGAUUUCGUGGUGGAUUCAGAGGAGGCCGUGGGGGCAGGGAGUUCGCAGAUUUUGAGUAUAGGAAAGACAACAAAGUUGCUGCAUAGUCUACAAACAAGUCUUUGAAAAAUAGGUGAAUUUCUAGCUCUUCAGUCCUGAGAGUUGGUUGGUCUUUGCGAAGAAUGAAGAAGUGAAUUUGCUGUAUAUUUGUCACCAGCACUGGGUCUUUUUGUUUGUUUGUUUUCUGCUUAAUUUCAAAGAUACAAUGUAGUUUCUUUGGGGGGGGAAGCUCAUCUUUAAAAAAUGAGCAUUAAAUAUAUUUGAAUAGCAGAAGGUUAAGUAAUUUCUUAUGUAUAGGUAAACUAAAGCAGUACUUGAUUGGGACUUAAUAGGUAUUUUUUCAUCACUGAAAGGGUUUUUCUUAUCACUAAAUUGUAUUUGGCAAUUAAUUGCAAGUUGCCUGAAGAUAGGGCCGUGAUACUGUGUUUUGAGCUGCAGAAGGUUGUGUGUGUGUGUGUGUGUGUGUCUGUAUCUUUCUUUCUUUUUGGAAAUCCUGUAAUAGCCGUUUUGAGGUAGCUUAUUGCGUCAAUUAAUUAAUUAGGGUGCUGGAUGGUAGAGAAUUUUGUCAGUCAACUAUGUACACACAGUAAAUACUGUUUCUUAGGCAAAGGUAACUUUUUUAUAUAGUUGUAAAAUUCCAUUAUAUUCCAUUGCCAAAGAAACACUAAGAACUUUGUAUAGCUGUAUAAAAAGCAACUAAUUUUUUAAAGAAUAAACAUUUUAAAGUCAGCAAACAUAACUGUGUCCUUGCAGAAGUUGGUGUGCUGAGGAGCAGAGAUACGGUGGGCCUUUUUCAUAGCUUUCCAAGUGCAAGAUUUCUAAUUUUUUUUGAUGUUUAAAACAUAAAGAUUUGAUACAUUCUUCCAUUAUCUGACAAGGAUAAAUGACUCAUACUCAAUAACAAGAAUUUCAUUUUUUAGCAAAUGGCAUAUCACAGGAUUUGUCCAAAUAAUAGAUAUUUUCAGUAUAUGAAUGUAAAUAAUCAUAGAUAAGAAUGUACUUAGCUGUAUUUUCAAAUAAGUAACUUCCCCCUUUUUUUAAGACAUCCAAACUAGACAUCAACUAACCUGUUCUUCCUGAUAUGCCUGGAAUUUUGUUGUGAUACCUUGACUCAUUCCAUUGUAUUUCCAGAGAAUUCAGAGUGUUCAAAAUUAUUUUGGGAACUCUUACAAUAUUGUAACACUGGCCCUUGGGCCUGUGACCCCCAGAGGACUCAGUAUAGAGUUCACUGCUAAUUAUAAACUACUAGUAAAUCUUUUUGAUAUUUUAAGCUAUAGUGGAAAAAAAUCUGGCCACUUUUGUGUUUUUAUGAAGGCCAUGGAAUAAAGGGAUCCAAAGAUUUAAAUAUUUUUAUCUAUUUUGAUUUUUGUUAACUUUCUCCUUAAAAUAAUUCGGUAGUGAUAAAGAUAUGGAAGACUGCACUGUAGGGGAAUUGGAAUAUUUAAGAUGGUUGAUAUUUUUAAUUUUAAUUUUAUAUCUUUUGUAUAGCUCUACAAAGAAAUGUUUUGUAAUUUGGUUUCAUUAUUAAGGUCCAGUACUUUGGCAGCCAUAGUUUAGGUAAUAUUGUUUAAUACUGUUUGCUUGCAUGUUAACAACAAAACCUUUUGGAGGACCCACAAAUCAUGAUAUUGAACACAUUUCUGAGGCAUUCUGAGCAUCAAAGCGAGUGCUGUGGCAAUAACUGUGCAGAUUGAGAUUUCGGGCCAAUUUCAAGAAGAAAAACUGUACAUAGCAGUUCUACAUGCUCUGAAAGUAUGAAUUCAUGCAUCUUCCCAGGCCCUCGGGUCGCUGGGGCGUUUGGUGCCCCGGCAGUGACUGGCAGCAUGGCAUACCUGCAGUGCACCUUACAAUAUGAAGCAAGGUUUUUAUUCUAAGGGAGAAUAAAACUGUUCAAUAAA
Condylura cristata (star-nosed mole) is the source of this 2838-nucleotide messenger RNA. RefSeq names its product LSM14A, SCD6 homolog A (S. cerevisiae) (gene LSM14A). Gene Ontology annotation, cellular component: P-body. Gene Ontology annotation, biological process: P-body assembly; cytoplasmic stress granule assembly. The transcript is spliced from 8 exons. Bases 1 to 987 code for a protein of 328 amino acids. Gene Ontology annotation, molecular function: mRNA binding. The record is from RefSeq and is a predicted model, not a curated record. Lineage: Eukaryota; Metazoa; Chordata; Mammalia; Eulipotyphla; Talpidae.